Molecule: messenger RNA, 142 nt
Organism: Ambispora leptoticha
Lineage: Eukaryota; Fungi; Glomeromycota; Glomeromycetes; Archaeosporales; Ambisporaceae
Source: the annotation of a GenBank genome assembly
AAUUGCCGAAUUUGAAAGAAGGCCUUUAAGACAUCCGUUUCUAUACCAUCAUAUCAAAUGGUUUGCCGAUCGAGAAAGUAUAUUGAAAACCCGAGAUCAGCCAAAUUCCAUGCAAGGGUAUCCUCAGAAUCAUAAAUUUUGA